This is a messenger RNA of Salvelinus fontinalis (brook trout), 13060 nucleotides long. RefSeq names its product glutamate receptor ionotropic, NMDA 2B-like. The coding region runs from base 2404 to 7560 and encodes 1718 amino acids. Lineage: Eukaryota; Metazoa; Chordata; Actinopteri; Salmoniformes; Salmonidae. The record is from RefSeq and is a predicted model, not a curated record. The transcript has 16 exons. Gene Ontology annotation, cellular component: NMDA selective glutamate receptor complex; postsynaptic membrane; postsynaptic density membrane. Gene Ontology annotation, biological process: monoatomic ion transport; excitatory postsynaptic potential; synaptic transmission, glutamatergic. Gene Ontology annotation, molecular function: transmitter-gated monoatomic ion channel activity involved in regulation of postsynaptic membrane potential; NMDA glutamate receptor activity.
GAGAGGGGACAGAUAGCAUUUUCAGUUCAGUAAGGCAGGCAAUACUUGUCUUUUCAGUAAGCAAUAUUGAUGAGCCUCUGCAACAUGUCUAACCUGUGUGAGUGGUAUGUACUAGACCAGAGCUAGAGGAAAAUAACAUGUUUUCAUCUGGAUGGGGAGGCUUGUUUUGUUGAAAGAAGAAAGAAGAUAAGCUGGGAGGGGGAAUAACUGGCAACUGCCAUUCCCCCCUUCCACAUAGACAAGAAAAAAACGGAGGCUACUGGAGUAUUUGUUUUUUUCUUUCGUUCUUUGUUCUUCUUCUUCCUCAUCGCCUUGCUGGGAGGUGCUUUAUCUUUUCAUUUGCUUGCUCUCUCCGUCCUCUGCCUCCUCAUCUAUUUCUCCAUUUACCUGGUCUACAAUUUCUUCUAUUUAUGAACGAGAAAAGGAAGGAAAGAGAUUUUUUUUCCUUUUUUAAUUUCCUUAUCCAUUCUCCCUUCCCUUACCAUUCCUAUAACUCCCAAUCUUUCCCCUGUCACCCACGCUCCUCCUCCCCCCAUUUCUCCACUCACUGUCCACCCCAUAACUUUGACUAGUUUUUGAAUCCACCAGUGUUUCAAUUAUCCAGAUUUUUCCACCAGAAAAGACAAGCUGGUUGAUGACACUAUUUUACCUUUUUCAUGUUUUUACCUUUUCCUACUUCUUCUCCCACAAUCCUUUGCAUCUCUAUUUUGGGGAUUCUUAUUUAUAUUUCUAGGUAGGUCUCUUAGUGUUUAGUGUCCGUUUCAAUCUGUUUGUGUGUGUUACGCAUCCACAUCACACACACACACACACACACAUGUUAAUCCACAGUAUGGCUUGGUAGAGGAAUGGUUCUUUCAUCAAAUCAUUCAGCUGGUACUUGUUUUCAUGACAUGCCAUCCCCCUAUGCUCUUUCUCUCCAUCCCAAACAUCACCUUUUUGCUUUUGACCAUCAAAACCACAGUGAUUCAUCCUGCAACGCCUUCCUCUCUUCUCAGAGGAGCACAUUUUCUCUCACAGUAUUGCACAACAGUCUCUUCUUCUCCCAUUAAAUGGGUAACUGCCUCCGUUUCCUUAUAUUGAAUCAUUUUACUCACACACAGGAGGAGACUAAUGCAAGGUCCCAAGGCAAACUCCAUAUAUAGAAAAAAAGAAAUAAACCAGUGUAGUAUACUGUUCCCAUCUCAUCCUGCACCUCUUAUGAAACCACUGCUGUCUGAUGAAGACUGUCAAACAUUAUCUGUAGAUCUGUGCUUAAUACUCACUUGUUUCUCAUUCUACUGGUGUGUCACCUGUGUGUGCAUCUCCCUCCCCCCAGCCCCUCUCCUGUCACUCUCACUCCCUCUGACACACAAGCACUCCAAGAUAAUGGACUAAAACCCUUGCUGCAAUUCUUUACCUUUCAGAGGAUCUUUUUUUCAUGCUUUUCUCAUCUGUCACUCAUUUUAAGCGCCAUUCAUCUCUAUCCCAUCGUUGUUUUCCACCUACACCCCACUUUAAAUGAUCCAAUAAUUUCUUUAUUUGUUGCUCCAUCUUUUUAAUUUGCCAUCAGAAAAUUAUUCACAUAUCCUAAUGUUCUAUACAUUAGAGGGUCAUUUAUGUUUUCUGAUAUAAUUUGAGAGUUAUGUUUACUUAUAUGGGGAAUAAUUUUUGUAAGUUAUUACUGGGACUACUGUGAUAUAUUUUAAGGGGCAGGUGAUUUAGUGUAGUUAUUUUGGAACAAUGUUUAGCAAUAGAAGGAAAGUGUUGACAGGGUGGUGAAAAGGUUGUAGGGAACUGGUUUAUUGCGAGCUAACCAAAAAACGUAGACUUUUUGGUGUGAGAGGGACAGAGAGGGUGAGAAAGGGAAAGAGAGUGUAUUAAACACAGCAAUAGACAUAUACAUAGAUAAGUAGAGCAAACCACAAUUCAUUCUCUCUCCACCUCUCUUUAUAUUUCCUUUUGUUCUUGAUGGAGAAUGUUAUGAUUCUCUACAUUAUAUGAAGAUAUUGGGGAAUGGGAUUUAAAACAUAUUCUUCACAAUGAUAAAUGCAUUCUGGAUGUAGCUGUUUUCCUGAGGAAUUACUCUGUCUCGGAUUGGACUCCAAAUGAAAGCCUCUAAUUAACUGUUAAUUGAAAUUCAGGACUUUUUGGUGUUUUUUUCCUAAUGGACUAAAGCUGAUUUUAAUACUUUUUUUCUACUAAUGAAUUUUAAUGGGAUUUUACUAUCAAGGAUUAAGGACUCAGCAUCUUUUAUCUUCUAGUGAUAUAUUUGUGAUUGUUACAAUUUAUCCUAUCUACAAACACAAUUACAUUUAGAAUCACUCAGUAUUAAGGGUUAAUUUGUUCACUCUCCCUCAGUCUGAGGCUAUGAGAGGGAGAGAAGAGUCCCAGGCCACACCAUCAUGCUACUUCUGAGAAGCAGGGAUGACAUUUUGGCUGCCAAUACUCAAGGUAUUACAUUCCCACUCCUCGAUUAUGCCUGUCUGCGGCUGCCACAGCCCCUCCCACCCUCAGGAAAGGCGAGCGUCCCCCACACCCCUGCCCCUCCAGGAGGUGAGACGUCCUCCCCGGCGCCGUGCGGCCCUCUCCUCCCUCUCCCUGUCCCUCCUGGGCCUCCUGAUGUGCCUGUUCCACCUGCCCCCCGCCUGUCACUCUCGCAGAGACAAGAGCGGGGGCGUGGCCCACUACAUCCCCAUGGCCCAGCCCCCCCACCACCAGGUGCUGCCCAAGCUGGUGCAGGGUCUCAGCAUCGCCGUGGUGCUGGUGGGCAACUCUAGCGAGGUGGCGUUGGCGGGCGCCCGGGAGAAGGACGACUUCCUGCACAUGCCGCUGGCGCCCAACGUGGAAGUGCUCACCAUGAACGAGACAGACCCCAAGAGCAUCAUCAAGAGCAUCUGUGACCUGAUGACAGAGCACUGGCUGCAGGGCGUGGUGUUCGGGGACGACACGGAUCAGGAGGCCAUAGCCCAGAUCCUGGACUUCAUCUCUGCACAGACACACAUCCCCAUCCUGGGGGUCCGCGGUGGCUCCUCCAUGAUCAUGGCUGCCAAGGAUGACAACUCUAUGUUCUUCCAGUUCGGCCCGUCCAUCGAGCAGCAGGCCUCGGUCAUGCUCAACAUCAUGGAGGAGUACGACUGGUACAUCUUCUCCAUCGUCACCACAUACUACCCCGGAUACCUGGACUUUGUCACCAAGAUCCGGAGCACCAUAGAGAACAGCUUUGUGGGCUGGGAGCUGGAGGAGGUUCUGCUGCUGGACAUGUCAGUGGACGAUGGAGACUCUAAGAUCCAGAACCAGCUGAAGAAGCUGCAGAGCCCCGUCAUCCUGCUGUACUGCACUAAGGAGGAGGCCAACACCAUCUUCGAAGUGGCCCACUCCGUAGGGAUCACGGGCUACGGCUACACCUGGAUCGUCCCCUCGCUGGUGGCUGGGGAUGCUGAAGUGAUCCCUGCUGAGUUCCCUACAGGUUUAAUCUCUGUGUCGUAUGACGAGUGGGACUACGGCCUGGAGGCUCGUGUGCGCGAUGGGGUGGCUGUCAUCGCCAUGGCAACCUCCACCAUGAUGCUCGACAGGGGGGCACACACCCUGAUGAAGUCUGAGUGCCACGGGGCCACGGACAAGAAGGGGCCCAUUGCUGGGAACCCCAACGAGGUGCUCAGGUACCUGAUGAACGUGACGUUUGAGGGCCGGAACCUGUCCUUCAGUGAGGACGGCUACCAGAUGCAUCCCAAACUGGUCAUCAUCCUACUGGACAAGAUGAGGCAGUGGGACAAGGUGGGGAAGUGGGAGAACGGCUCCCUGUCCAUGAAGUACCACGUCUGGCCUCGCUUUGAGAUCUACUCAGGGGCAGAGAGCCGGGAGGACGACCACCUUUCCAUCGUUACGCUGGAGGAGGCUCCGUUCGUCAUCGUGGAGGACGUUGACCCCCUCAGUGGCACGUGUAUGAGGAACACUGUGCCCUGCAGGAGACAGCUCCAAACAAUAAAUAAAACCGUGGACUCUGGGAUCUAUAUCAAGCGCUGCUGUAAGGGUUUCUGCAUCGACAUCCUGAAGAAGAUCGCCAAGCACGUCAAGUUCACCUACGACCUCUACCUGGUGACCAACGGAAAACACGGCAAGAAGAUCAACGGCACCUGGAACGGCAUGGUGGGAGAGGUGGAGACGAAGAAGGCCCACAUGGCUGUGGGCUCCCUCACCAUCAACAAGGAGAGGUCAGAGGUCAUUGACUUCUCGGUGCCCUUCAUCGAGACGGGCAUCAGCGUCAUGGUAUCCCGUAGCAACGGCACCGUCUCGCCCUCUGCCUUCCUCGAGCCCUUCAGUGCUGAUGUGUGGGUGAUGAUGUUCGUGAUGCUGCUGCUGGUGUCGGCGAUUGCUGUGUUUGUGUUUGAGUACCUCAGCCCUGUGGGCUACAACCGCUGUCUGGCUGACGGUAGAGAGCCUGGAGGGCCCUCCUUCACCAUCGGCAAGGCCAUCUGGCUGCUGUGGGGUCUGGUCUUCAACAACUCUGUCCCAGUGCAGAACCCCAAGGGUUGGACCAGUAAGAUCAUGGUGUCGGUGUGGGCCUUCUUCGCUGUCAUCUUCCUGGCCUCCUACACUGCCAACCUGGCAGCCUUCAUGAUCCAGGAGGAGUAUGUGGACCAGGUGUCUGGACUCAGCGACAAGAAGUUCCAGAGACCCAAUGACUUCUCCCCUCCAUUCCGGUUUGGGACGGUCCCUAACGGCAGCACGGAAAGGAACAUCAAGAACAACUACAAGGAGAUGCAUGGAUACAUGAUCAAGUUCCACCAGAAGAAUGUGGACGAGGCCCUCUAUGGUCUGAAGACUGGUAAACUGGACGCCUUCAUCUACGACGCAGCAGUGCUGAACUACAUGGCCGGGAGGGACGAGGGCUGUAAGCUGGUGACCAUCGGCAGUGGGAAGGUGUUUGCCUCCACGGGCUACGGCAUCGCCAUCCAGAAGGAGUCUGGCUGGAAGAGACACGUCGACCUGGCCAUCCUUCAGCUCUUUGGAGACGGUGACAUGGAGGAGCUAGAGGCCAUGUGGCUGACGGGGAUCUGCCACCAUGAGAAGAACGAGGUGAUGAGCAGCCAGCUGGACGUGGACAACAUGGCCGGCGUCUUCUACAUGCUGGGGGCGGCCAUGGCUCUGUCGCUCAUCACCUUCAUCGCCGAGCAUGCCUUCUACUGGCAACUGCGCUUCUGCUUCAUGGGCUACUGCACGGGCAAGCCAGGCUUCGUCUUCUCCAUCAGCAGGGGCAUCUACAGCUGCAUCCACGGGGUUCAGAUCGAGGAGAAGAGCAGCUCAGCUCUCGACUCUCCAUCGGUCACCAUGAACAACACCCAAUCCAACAUCCUGCGUCUGCUCCGAACUGCUAAGAACAUGGCCUCCCUGUCCGGGGUUAACGGCUCACCUCACAGUGCCCUGGACUUUAUUCGUCGUGAGUCAUCCGUCUACGACAUCUCUGAGCACCGCCGCAGCCUGGCAGGUCACUCGGACUGCAAGCCUCCGUACAUGCCGGAGGAUAACAUGUUCAGCGACUACAUCAACGAGGUGGAGAGGACGUUUGGGAACCUCCACCUGAAGGACAGCAACCUGUACCAGGACCACUACCUGCACCACCAUGGAGGCUCUGCCCUGGGGCUCAGCGGCCCACCACUUAACAGACCCCACAGCCUGGGCAGCAACAGCUCUCUGGAAGGGGGCAUGUUUGACUGUGACAGUUUAGGGGGAGGAGUGGCACCCAUCUUCACCACCCAGCCACGCUCUGCCCUGACCCACAGGAACAUGAGUAAGUUUGACCUGAUUGCCGGUCAGAACCCACCCUCUGGGCCGGGCUUCAAAUCGGGACUUUCAGACCUGUACGGAAAGUUCUCCUUCAAGGGAGGGGCCUCCAGCUCAGGUUACAUCCCUGGGCACGACAGGUACUGUGGGGGAGGGGGCAGAGAGGAUGACGGAAACAUUCGUUCAGACGUUUCAGACAUCUCCACUCACACUGUCACCUACGGGAACCUGGAGGGAAACGCUAAAAAGCGUAAGCAGUAUCGCGAUAGCCUGAAAAAGAGGCCCGCCUCGGCCAAGUCGAGACGAGAGCUGGAUGAGAUUGAGCUAGGCUACCGGAGAAAGCCCUACCACACAGGAUACCACCACUACCACGGCCACCGCUCCUCCUCCCCUCCCCUACUGGCCUCCGAACGCAAGAGAGGAGGAGGGGGCAAUGCAGGGAGCACAUCCUACCUGUUCCGUGACAAAGAGAGUGUGAGGGAUUUCUAUUUAGACCAGUUCCGCCCCAAAGAUGGUGUCCCCCAAUGGGAACAUGUGGAUCUGACAGACGGUCCUGGAGGGGGGGGUGGAGGGGGCGGGGGGAACUGCACCAGUUUGGUGUCAGUGGACGACUUCCUGAAACAAAAUAAACCCAAGAAAUCAGAGUCUAAGAGUGGGGGAGGCACACCAGGGGCGGGGUUGGCAGGAGGAGACUGGGAGUGUCGUAACUGCCGUGCCAGCGGAGGAGGGGGCAAGCAGAUGUCGAUGCAUGGCAGCGGGGCGGGGGAGAGAGGAGGCGGGUACGGUGGAGGGGUUAGUUGUGGAUCCUCGGGGGGUGGAGGGAACAGCCGUCCCAGCUCUGCCACCUGCAUGCGCUGCGAGGGCUGCAAAAAGACAGGCAACCUGUACGACAUCAGUGAGGACAACAACCACCUCUUGGAACAGAUGGGGGGUGGGAAAGGCGGAGGCAUGGGGGCUGUGGGGUUAAGUGGAGGCGCCCAGCCUCAAUCUCAAGCCCAGCGUAGGAAGUCUGCCGGCUUUGGAAAGCCCCUCCGACGGCAACACUCGUGCGACACCUUCGUAGACCUUCAGAAAGAGGAGGCGGUUGGAGUCAGGGGGAUCAUGGGGGAUCUAGGAGGGGGCGGUGGGGGCAUGGGGGGUGUAGGAAUGGGCGGGAUGUUGCCUCCCCCCAGAAGUGUCAGCUUAAAAGAGAAGGAGCGCUACAUGGAGGGUGUUAGCCCAUUCGCCCAUAUAUUUGAGAGGCAUGGAGGCUCAGAGAGGGAGAAGGAGCGAGACAGAGACCCCCUGUUCUACGGUGGUGAGAUGGCCAAAGAAGCAGGGUCGCCAUUCGGCUUGUUCCGAGGUGGCGAUGGCCUUCACCGCCGCUCAGUGGGGGAGAGGGAUAUGAGGGACAGAGAAAGAGCCAUGAUGGAGGGAGGUGGAGGAGGAACCUACUCCUUAUCCAAAUCUCUCUACCCGGAUAGGGUCAACCAAAACCCCUUUAUUCCAACCUUUGGUGAUGACCAGUGUCUCUUGCAUGGCGCCAAACAAUACUACAUGAAAAAGCAACAGCAGCAGCAGCAGAUGCCCCCCAAAAACAGCCGAAGUGACUUCCGGGGCUCAGUGGGUGUGACGUCUUUCUUGCCAGCGACUGCCACUGCUGGGGUCAUGUCCACCGUGGCCCCCAGGUUCCCUAUGGAGCUGUGUCUGGGAGGGAACCUCCACGGCUCCACGCUGGGUUUGGGGCCAAUACAGCGCCCGUUCAAUGGCAGCAACGGACACGUGUACGAGAAACUCUCCAGCAUAGAGUCAGACGUGUGAGAGAGGAGACUGGGUGGGGAGGCAUGGAGGGAGGGAGGCAUGGCAUUAGUGCUGGGAAGUCAGGAAUGACGAGGCACCACUGUCCACAUUGCAACCGCAACACUUUUAACAAGGAAGGAGAACAGUCAGGGAAAAGAAGAUGAACAACAGAAUGGUGAAAGGUUCGACAGAAAAGAGCAGGGUGAGUUAGAAGGAAAGAUGGGGACAUUCAUGCCCUGUUAUUUUGUUACAAAACAAUGAAUUCAAGAGGUGACACAUGGGUAGGGUUAUGUUAACUCUAUUAUUUAUUUGGCCGUUGCCAUCAACACACUCAAAAAGAACACAAAAUUGACACCUCUGAAUGUGAUAUUGCAAGUUUGAGCCAAAUGGCUUACAGAGUCACACCUACAGAGUGAUUAUGAGAAGGGAAUGUGAGUGAGUAGUGAAGUGUCCAUCUGGUCAAGUGUUAUUAGGGAAAGGAGAUGUUUUCAUGACUCAUGUUUAUGAUAGCUCUAAGACCGAAAAUGAGUUUGGUGGAAGACGAUGGCCGUGUUUACCCCUUGCACUAACUCUCCCUCUUUUUGCCCAUACACUCUUAGAGAAAAUGAUUCCAAAAGGGUUAGUUGGCUGUUCCCAUAGGAGAACCCUAUUUGUUUCCAGGUCUAUAUAUGUAACCUAAAGGGUUGUACCUGUAACCAAAAACGAUACUUCAAAGGGUUAUUUUAUGGGGACAGCCGAAGAAACCUUUAAGGUUCUAGAUAGCACCUUUUUUCUAAGUGAGUUGUUCUGCUCCCUUACACCCCCCGGCUCCCUUCUGCUCCCUCCCUUUGACUCUUGUUUGUUAUGAUCAUUCAAUCAUAAAUGAAGAUAAGAUAUUCUUACUGAAAUAACAGGGUAAAACAACAAUAAUGUUAUUAACAUUGUGAUUAACAAAAGUGAUAUUAUGAAGUGCUCAUGACAUUAAGUUUGUUUUAUGUUCCUUUGAUAUUUCAAUACGGUUUAAUAUUUGUUGUUAUUUCUUUGUCUGCCCGAUGGUGGCAGGAAGCUUGUUAUCUAAUUCAACUAACAAGCCUGAAGGACUGAGUGAAAAGUCAUUAUGUCUCUUGUUUUUGUUUUAAUGAUAUACAGUCCAUGCUCAUUCAUUCAUUUGCUGUUUUCAAAAUUGUUACGGAAAGAUCUGGAAGACAUCAUUUGCACAGCACUGAACGGUUCUUCUUUGUUUGAAGUUUCUGUGAAAGACUUGUCUUGUCAUAAAGCAGAUGGCUGAAGAUACUGACUGAAGGACGAGCCUUAAAGGACUCCAGAUGAUGUGUACCCCAGAGAGCUCAGCAGGGCGUGGUGUAACGGCAGGAUACGUAAUGAACAAGGUGUUAAGAUGUGUGCAAUAUCUACUUGUCUUGAAGGAAAAACUUGCUACUCUGAAACCAAGUCAUUAUUUACAGAUGUGAGACUGAGAGACUGUGGUGUGUUUCAAAACAAUAACAUGUUUGAUAACUAACACUUGAUGUGGACAUUAUUACACAGACAUUACAAUACCAUUGGAAGUGCUUCAUAAACCUGUCACACAUCCAUACUAAAGAACACCACAUAUACUGUCAGACUGCUGUGCCUCAUCUAACAAGCAUUUGAUCAACCCUUUUGGAUUCAGGUUCUUAGAAAACAGCCAGCAGCCUCGUAGGCUCACUUUUUAACACACCACUUAUCUCGUAAAACCCGGUGCGUUCACUCUCUGACGUUAGGAAGGUCCAUACAGGCUUAUGAGACACAUUGAAGAAGCAUUGUGAAUGCAGUUUUACUUCACGUCAGUCAGAGUGUUUAAUGUGUAUUAUAGGCGUAUGCUCUGUAAUUCUAAAUUUAACUCAAAUCCUCUUAAAAGAUGUUGUUGCCCAAUGGUAAUGGUGGUAAUGGUAAUGGUAAUGGUGGUAAUGGUAAUGGUGGUAAUGGUAUUGAUUAAAGGCUGAAUGUAAGUCGUGAGGAUGUCUCUAAAAGGGACAUUCCUCCUCAGACUGAGGCAGUUAGACGGAGGAUAUCUUGAGUAUGCUCACGCUGUAUGCUUUGACAGAUGUCGACAGUACUUUUAACCUGAGACCUCUAUAUUGCACUGAACCUCCACCCCCCCCCCUAACCCUAACCCCCCUGGGUUCAGACUUUCAGAAAUACAUGCCUUAUCAUAUGAAACUGACUGAUGACACAAGAUAUUGUACAGCAUACGAGCCUAUCAGUUAUUUAAAGGUUUGUCUUCAAUUAGUAUGAGGUGUCAUGAGUUCAAGGGCUGCAGGAAAUUGUGUUUCAGUGCUGAAUGGAGAUUGAAGGUGCAGAGGGAGUAGAUUGCGCCGAGUCAUUCCUACUUCCAAUAUCUGCACCUCUGUAAUAUGGAGGUGGAAGAUGGAGGGGAAAUGAUUGAGUGAUAACAGCUGUUUUCCUAGACCUGCUGAUAAUCUAUUCAUUUAUUCAGUACCCACUUCUCUCUCCAUACUCUUAAGAUGAAACCCAUCAAGUUAGCCUUAAAUCAAACUGAGUCAACACCCCCCAUGAAUUACUUCACAAAUAUCUUUGGACUUUGUAUAUGCACAUGUUUUGGAUGGUCGUCCAGUAUCAGAAAGUUUGAAGAAGCAACGGAAAAGAAGAGGAAGAACUAAGAGAGAGUGAGAAAGAAAAUAGAAUUUUUAUCAAUCAAUGUCAGCGUUAGUAUGUUCUCUUUUUCCCUGUAAAUAUAUUUAAAAACUAUUUUCCCUUUGUACAGUAGGCAGACAGUCAGGAUGUAACUUUCAAUAUGUUUUACAACAAUUUAAGAAAUAAACAAAAUGGUAAUAAAAACAUAAAAAUACAAAAAAAAAUAUGCAAAAUAUAGUUAAGACAAAUAUGAUUAAUAAUGAUAAGUGAUAUGAUUGAACCUUUUAUUUGCUUUAAAUCUCAUGUUUACUUAAUUAUAAAAGUUCACCAGUAAAUAUAAUUAUUAUUUUAAGAAUAUGCUUUUGCUUAUUUUCAGUAAAGUGUUGGAAAUUGAGGAUAAUUUAGUGUAGACGUUUGGUGAUAAGGGGGAAAGUUUAGUUUACGAGUCUUUGCUAAGUUUCCCUUGAAUUGUGUUAGAUUCUCUUUUAAGAUAGGCUACUCUUCAUGCUUUACGGGAUACACACAAUUAUCUAUACAUUUAUGUAAUACAGUAUUACAUGUAUACAUACCAGUAGAUGGCUUUUGCAUAUAGAGACUGUAUAUUGUGAUCCUUCAUUUAAGCAAUCCUCAUUAAUUAAGUAAUUGACUGCAAGAUCAUUUGUGUUAUGUUGGCCUUUAUUCAACUGGGAUCUGAUGCCGACUGCACUGGUGUUGAUAGACCUACACUAUGCAGGACUGGCUCUUCCUCCUCAUUCUGUGUAUCUUUAAUAAGGAUAAUACUGAUAUCUUCAGUGAUACGUGUCAGUAGCACUGGACACAACACAUUGGACAUUUCCCAGUGUUGCUCUCAUAAUAACAGAGGAUGGUGGUGCAGAUGGGGUCAAGAGGAAGUGGUUCGCUUCAUCACAUUGAAGGAUCCAUCUGAAAUGGAAAUGCAAUUUUGCAACCCUUUAUAGAAUGCUGAAAUGUUUCUCAUCCAUGUCACCUAAACAUAAUGUGCAGAUGGUUAGAAAUGAAGGGUGAAUCAAGUCAUUCAAGGCAAGGAGUUGACGUCAUUAUGUUCAUUUGGGUUCUUGUCAGAGAAAACAUGAUAUCUUUUGUGAUGUAUUUAUCCUUGAUCAAAUCUCCACUGUGUGUCAAACUGUUUGGUAUACACGUGUGAGGAGAUGUUGUCGAAGCCAUUUUUUAUUUAUCUGCUAGUUUUUGUCUGAGCAUUAUUGCUUUCAAUAACUUUCAAUUAGUUUAUUUUCCAACUUUUUGGGAGAAAUCAUUUUAGCUUGACAUUUCUCAUUCAUGUCCAGGUCUUUUUUUCUGAAAAUGUAAAUUGAAAGAUGUGUUUUCACUGCACUCUGUCUGGGUCUGCAUAUUUUUUAUGCAACUCCUCAUGUUGAUUUUACUCAUCGCAAUAAACUGCAUGAUCCCUUGGAGUGUUUGUGUUGGAAUCUACUGGUGUGUUGAUUAGUCUUGAAUGGAAGAAUCCCUUUAAAUGUACGGGCCUACAUUGUGAUAAGGAUGGUCAGGAACUCUGCUUGAAAAUGGCACCCUGGUCUUAACCGUUUUUUUCACUGAUUGGACAGGGUGGAAUAAAUGUAUACUGAUUUAUACAGGCUGUCAUACCCUUUACCACAACUACUCUACGGCCAGCAAGUGAGAAACAGCAAGCAGUGUUUAUUUCCCCAAGGCCUUGUGGUCCCAGUCACACUCUGUGCACAACCAAGUCAGUACACAUACACAUUUGUUUAAAUGAAGCAAAAUGCAAUGUCACAUCAGCCAAAGCAAGGAAAUGCUCUGCCAUGGUAGUGGACUGUAGAACAGGCCGAUGCUAUUGGGUGGAUACUCCAGCUGGAACACUAUCUAAUAUGAUAACAAACAUCACUACAUCUACAACACUGGUUUAUUCCUGUAUUUCAAAGUUGAAUAAACAACACUGGUUUCAUUGUGUUUUUAUUAUAAUAUUUUGUCUAUUGAUGAAAAGGACUUACAGUUUUUGAACUUUAAUUUGUAUAACAAUAUAAACGUUGAUAGUAAUAGUGUUACAAUGAUUACAUUGAGAACACAGUGAUUGGUUACAGGCCUAUUCUCACGAGUGCUUUGGACAAAUUAAAGAAAAAGUUAAUCUUAUGAAUAUUGAUGGGUUUUGCAAGGAUUAACAUUGCAACUUUAUGCAUUUUUUUUGUUGCGCUCUCAUUUCUUGUAGAUUGAAUGAAAGUGGUGCACUGUGUGUGUUUUUGUGUGUAUGCUUGAAUGGUUGAUCAGUUGUGGGAGCGUGUUUAUUUGAGCAUAUAACAUGUACAACGGUUUGGUUUUCUUUUGUCUUCAUGAUUAAGAUUCAUAACAUGACAAAUGUUAUAGUAAUGUGGGUAACAUUGGUUAAGGGGUUGUUGCAAAAUGUAUUUUAUAAAAAAUAUUCAUUGCUGAGAGUGUGUACAGACAGCCUGCGUUUUAGGGCAAGGUUUGUGAUCUUUCUUUACCGAAGCUGAAUAUCCUGAUUGAAUUUACCAUGAGUAGGUGAAAUGUAACAUGAACAGUAUCAACUGUAUACAUAUUAUUGUAGGCCAUUAUUUUCUCCUUUUGUGGCCCUUUCUUUGAAAUGUUACACCAUUUUUACACCAUUAUACAAACAGAAAAGUAUAUACAAAUAAAGAAUUGUACAGAUUGUGUAAAUAUGAAUAUUGGAGAAAACAUUUAAACUCAUUCCUUCAUUUUUUUUGUAUGGAAAUUAUUAAAUUAACCACAAUAACAAAUGUAUAAAGUCAUUGGAUAUUUGCACAAAAAAAUCAUCAUGGUACCUCUAAUAAGGAUAAUACUGAUAUCUUCAAUGAUAAGUGCUAAAAUAUGACUUAUUUCUCUUUGUACGUGAUUAACAAAAAUUACGUGUUGGGUAUUAAUUAAAACAUGCCAAGUCUCA